AGUCCGCUGAGUCACGUUAAGAAAAAAAAAAAAAAGCCCUGACUGCAGCAGAGCUGGGCGAGAAACACGGAAGUGAUCGUCAGCUGCGGGGCCAGCGCUAUAUAUACGGGUCACCCUGCACCCAGCUACAGACCACAGGCUGCCCAGACUCAGCACUCAUCACCUCGCACAGAAGACGAGAAGCCAUGUCCGCCACACCGGGAGAGAGCGACCUGUACGGAUCCGGGCCCAGAGAGGAGGAAAAUCAGCCCCUGAGGCCGACAGAUCUGUCCGAGCUCCUCAAGGAAGGAACUAAGGAAUCUCACGAGAAGGCGGAAAAUACCAAGUUUGUGAAGGAUUUUCUGAAGGGUCAAAUCAAGCGAGAAUUGUUCAAGCUGGCCACCGGCGCCCUUUACUACACGUAUUCUGCGCUGGAGGAGGAGCUCGAUCGGAACAAGGAGAACCCGUCCAUCACUGCCCUGUAUUUCCCUCAGGAGCUGCACAGGGCGGAGGCUCUGAAGAAAGAUGUCGCCUACUUCUAUGGAGAAGAUUGGGAGGACACUAUACAGUGCUCCGAGGCCACUCAGGCUUACGUGGACCGGAUCCACCACUUGGGUCGUCACAAGCCAGAGCUGCUGGUGGCUCACGCCUACACCAGGUACAUGGGGGAUCUGUCAGGGGGACAAGUCCUGAAGAAGGUGGCCCAGAGAGCCCUGCAUCUACCCGGCACCGGGGAAGGAAUCCAAUUCUACCUGUUUGAUAAUGUCACAAACGCCCAGCAGUUCAAGCAGCUCUACAGGGCCCGACUCAACACCCUGGAACUGAGCGAUGAGGCCAAGAAGAGCAUUGUGGAGGAAGCAAACAAAGCCUUCCAGUUUAAUAUGAACGUUUUUGAGGAGUUGGAUAAAAUCGGAGCCACCAUCCCGGAUGAACCACAAGAAGACGGUCUUCCGGUGCACGACGGGAAGGGAGAUCUUCGGAAAUGCCCCUACUAUGCUGCUAAAGGUGCCGUCGCCUCAGGUUGUCCACUCCACGCUGUCGUGGCUCUUACCAGUCGUCCUGAAGUAAAAGCGGUGCUAGCUGCCUUUGCCGCCGCCAUUGCUGCCACCAUCGCUUGGUACCUCAUGUGAUUGGGGUCCCACCGCGGGGACACAGGAUGAUUUUUGGGGCUUUCAAUAAAUCCAGGACUUAAUGAAGAUUUUAUGAAGAUUUUCAUUUCUAGAAUCCGCCAUAAUGCCCCUCCCCCAAGGCACAUUAGACGAUGCUGUGAACUUGACCUGCUUGAUCCGUAUGGACUCUGCCAUAAGUGAACCGCCAAGGUUCAGGGGCAAUUAACUCCUUCAUGUCCAGAUUGCAUAUAUUACCGCCUACGGUAAGAGGUCAGUGAUCCCCAGGCACACAUUAGGUUUUAAGAAGCCGUCCCCGUGCUUUACUCCCCAUAUAGUAAGCAUGGCGGUAUAGUAAGGGACGCCCAUCCCCCACUCGUGUUAGAUGACAGGAUGUAGCCAUAUGGAACCAAUAUAUGCAACGCUCCCAAAGACAAUUUCAUGAAUUUAAAGUGUUACGGUUUGGUGCUGCCACGAGAGGAAUCCAUCUUGUUAUAAGGAGCCAGGAUUCCUUGUAGAUUUUUAGAUCCCCCUCCCCCAUUGCUGAGGUUUUUGCACUAAGACGACAGUAUCUCGUGCCUGUAUUCCUUGCUCAAGCUGGAAAUCAUUCACUUCUUUAUGCGUUACAUUUUUUACUAAUUAUUCUGCCUCUAGGAAAGCUGGGUGACUGCCAUCAUGGCCGCCGUACAGCUUUUCUAGUGGCUUCAGUGGGAUCCCGCCUUGUGCUGCCACAUGCGUCUCUUAUUGUUACAUGGACCUGCGGAGGGUUGAUGGCGGCCAUAUUGGUUCGUGAGCGGUAGAGAGGACGAUUCAUGCACUUAUUUA
This is a messenger RNA of Bufo bufo (common toad), 1910 nucleotides long. It is a transcript of the gene HMOX2, whose product is annotated as heme oxygenase 2. The transcript has 6 exons. The coding region runs from base 186 to 1109 and encodes 307 amino acids. The record is from RefSeq and is a predicted model, not a curated record. Gene Ontology annotation, molecular function: heme binding; heme oxygenase (decyclizing) activity. Lineage: Eukaryota; Metazoa; Chordata; Amphibia; Anura; Bufonidae. Gene Ontology annotation, biological process: heme oxidation; response to oxidative stress; heme catabolic process.